Molecule: messenger RNA, 5308 nt
Organism: Nycticebus coucang (slow loris)
Lineage: Eukaryota; Metazoa; Chordata; Mammalia; Primates; Lorisidae
Gene: MAP3K13
Product: mitogen-activated protein kinase kinase kinase 13
Exons: 14
Coding region: 397-3294 (965 amino acids)
Biological process (GO): JNK cascade; protein autophosphorylation
Molecular function (GO): ATP binding; protein homodimerization activity; JUN kinase kinase kinase activity
Source: RefSeq, a predicted model, not a curated record
GAUUUCACGUAGUGAUGAGAUUCAGGAAAAUACUAUGAGGCAGCUGAUGGUGAUUUCCAGCAGAGAAUUUUGCUGAGUGUUUUCAACAGUGGAUGAGAUCCUGGGAGAACUGUGAGGUCCCAGGGCACCUACUUGGAAGUAGACUCGGAUGUCAUUGUCCUAUGUCCAGUGUUUCCUGUAUCUGAUAUCUACUUCAGUAAAUGUCUCUUUUUAUAGUACCUGGCUGGAUACUUUCCCGACAGACUUUGUAGGCCAUGACCUUCUGGAUUAAAUCAGACUUUAAAAGAGCUGUUUGCUUGGAAUCUCUUACUGUUUUGGAGCCCUCUCUUGCAUCAGAACUCCCUUCUAAUGAUCCUCUGAGUGUCAUCUCAGGACCUUGGUCACACUCAUGGCACGAUGGCCAGCCCUCAGGAGCACCUGAGCUCCUCCCCUUCUCCACACUUACCCUUGAGUGAAAACAGAGUUUUCAGUGGACCACAAGAUGAACUCACAGCUAUGGGGAACCACCCUUCACCCAAGCUCCAUGAGGACCACCAGGAAAAGGUGGUGGGGCAAACAGAGCUAGUGGAGAGCACAAACAGCCCCAUCACCACCACAGUGCUGACAAGCAUGAGUGAGGAUUCCAGGGACCAGUUUGAGAACAGUGUUCUUCAGCUAAGGGAGCAAGAUGAAUCAGAGAUGGCUGUGUCUCAGGGAAACAACAAUACCGUGGAUGGAGAAAACAUGAGUGGAACAGAAGACAUCAAGAUUCAGUUCAGCCGGUCGGGCGGUGGCAGUGGUGGGUUUCUUGAAGGGCUCUUUGGAUGCUUAAGACCUGUAUGGAAUAUCAUUGGGAAGGCAUAUUCUACUGAUUACAAAUUGCAGCAGCAAGAUACUUGGGAAGUGCCAUUUGAGGAGAUCUCAGAGCUGCAGUGGCUGGGUAGUGGAGCCCAAGGAGCUGUCUUCUUGGGCAAAUUCCGAGCAGAAGAGGUGGCCAUCAAGAAAGUGAGAGAACAGAAUGAGACGGAUAUCAAGCAUUUGAGGAAGUUGAAGCACCCUAACAUCAUCGCAUUCAAGGGUGUUUGUACUCAGGCCCCAUGUUAUUGUAUCAUCAUGGAGUACUGUGCCCACGGACAACUCUACGAGGUCUUGAGAGCUGGCAGGAAGAUCACACCUCGAUUGCUGGUAGACUGGUCCACAGGAAUUGCAAGUGGAAUGAAUUAUUUGCACCUCCAUAAGAUUAUUCAUCGUGAUCUCAAAUCACCCAAUGUCUUGGUGACUCAUACAGAUGCAGUAAAAAUUUCAGAUUUUGGUACAUCUAAGGAACUCAGUGAUAAAAGUACCAAGAUGUCCUUCGCUGGCACAGUUGCAUGGAUGGCACCAGAGGUGAUACGGAAUGAGCCUGUCUCUGAAAAAGUUGAUAUAUGGUCCUUUGGAGUCGUCCUUUGGGAGCUGCUGACGGGGGAGAUCCCUUACAAAGAUGUCGAUUCUUCAGCCAUUAUUUGGGGUGUUGGAAGCAAUAGCCUACACCUUCCAGUUCCUUCCACUUGCCCUGAUGGAUUCAAAAUCCUCAUGAAACAGACAUGGCAAAGUAAACCUCGCAACCGACCUUCUUUUCGGCAGACACUCAUGCAUUUAGACAUCGCAUCUGCAGACGUGCUUGCAACCCCGCAAGAGACUUACUUCAAGUCUCAGGCUGAAUGGAGAGAAGAAGUGAAAAAACACUUCGAAAAGAUCAAAAGUGAAGGAACUUGUAUACACCGCUUGGAUGAAGAACUGAUUCGAAGGCGCAGAGAGGAGCUCAGGCAUGCUUUGGAUAUUCGUGAACACUAUGAGAGAAAGCUUGAGAGGGCUAAUAAUUUAUACAUGGAACUGAGUGCCAUCAUGCUGCAGCUAGAAAUGCGGGAGAAGGAGCUCAUUAAGCGCGAGCAAGCUGUGGAAAAGAAAUACCCUGGGACCUACAAACGACACCCUGUCCGUCCAAUAAUUCACCCCAAUGCCAUGGAGAAACUCAUGAAAAGGAAAGGUGUGCCCCACAAACCUGGGAUGCAGACCAAACGGCCAGAUCUGUUGAAAUCUGAAGGCAUCCCCAGUACAGAAGUGGCUCCCACUGCAUCUCCUUUGUCAGGAAGUCCCAAAAUGUCCACCUCAAGCAGUAAGAGCCGAUAUCGAUGCAAACCUCGCCACCGCCGGGGGAAUAGCAGGGGCAGCCAUAGUGACUUUGCAGCAAUCCUGAAAAACCAACCGGCUCAGGAAAAUUCACCCCAUCCUACCCACCUACACCAAGCUGAAUCCCAGUACCCUCCUCUCCAUCACCAUAAUCUGCAUCAGCAAUACCAGCAACCCCCUCCUGCCAUGUCUCAGAGUCACCAUCCCAGCCUCACCAUGCACGGACAGGACAUUGCAACCUGCACCAACAACCUGAGGUACUUUGGCCCAGCAGCAGCCCUGCGGAGCCCACUCAGUAACCAUGCUCAGAGACAGAUGCCUGGCUCGAGCCCCGACCUCAUCUCUACAGCCAUGGCAGCAGAUUGCUGGAGAAGUCCUGAGCCAGACAGAAAUCAAGUUGACACCUGGGGCUGUUGUCCAGCUGACCCUUAUGACCCUUGCCUCCAGUGCAGGCCAGAACAGUCUGGGUCUUUGGACAUACCUUCUGCUGAGCCAGUUGGGAGGAGCCCUGACCUUUCCAAGUCACCAGCACACAAUCCCCUCUCAGAAAAUGCCCAGAGUUCUGAGAAAACAGAAGAAGAUGAAUUCAACAGCUGUAGGACUGCGUCAUCCCUUGGCACCCCUCAUCACAUCACUCCCCCAGUACUACCUCGUAAAACAAGGCCCCUUCAGAAGAGUGGAGAUGACUCCUCAGAAGAGGAAGAAGGGGAAGUAGACAGUGAAGUUGAAUUUCCACGAAGACAGAGGCCCCACCGCUGCAUCAGCAGCUGCCAGUCGUACUCGACCUUCAGCUCUGAGAACUUCUCCGUGUCUGAUGGGGAGGAGGGAAAUACCAGUGACCACUCCAACAGUCCUGAUGAGUUAGCUGAGAAACUUGAAGACCGCCUGGCAGAGAAGCUAGACGACCUGCUGUCCCAGACGCCGGAGAUCCCCAUUGAGAUAUCCUCACACUCAGACGGGCUCUCUGACAAGGAGUGUGCCGUGCGCCGCGUGAAGACACAGAUGUCUCUGGGCAAGCUGUGCGCCGAGGAGCGUGGCUACGAGAAUCCUAUGCAGUUUGAAGAAUCGGACUGUGACUCUUCCGAGGGGGAGUGUUCUGAUGCCACAGUUAGGACCAAUAAACACUACAGCUCUGCUACCUGGUAAUGAAGGAGUACACAUCCUGAAGAUCUCAUAACUGUACUGGCAUUUCAAAUCCACCCAACCCCAGACUCUUCCCACUCUCUACCUGCUUUAUGUCUGGGAAGGGAACUGCCCCAUCUUUACUCCCCCUAGAAAUGAGCUGCAAUAACAGGAACAUGAGACUUCGCAAAUCUCUGGAAAAAAAAUAUCCAAAUGAAAUUAAGUCUCACUGAACAUUUCAAUCAAGAAUGGCAGGGAUCUAUUUUAUUGAAUAUUCUAGCUACUGUAACAUUAAUAUUUAUUUUUGUUUGACAUUUUAACACUUUGUACUGUAAAGAGUGAACUAUAUAUGAUAUAGAGAGAGAUACAAUAAUUUCUUGCAAAAAAAAGAAAAGAAAGAAAAGAAAAAAAGAAGUGAAAUUUAGAAGCAACAUCCUUGGGAAAUUGUGGGAAUGGGAGGCAUCAUUGCUGCUUGACUAGGGGACCAGGUCUUUUGGCCAUAAGUGACUGAAGAAGAGUCAGGGCAAGACACAUUGAGCACUUAGAACACAAACAACAGCAAAAGAGAAGCAAUUCCAGGCAACUUGUGAACAGACCGCAUUAAGUUCAACCAUAUUGUGCAGGUGGGUGAUGGAAAUAUCCUUAAAAGGUUUGGUGACCAGAUACUUGCACCCAGGGUCUUUGAGGACAUGUACUUCCUCUAGGAGGAAAAAACGACAACAAACUGUAUAUGCGGAAGCUGAUUUCAUAUUUAAAAUUUUAAGCAGCAUUUGAUAGUGAAGCUUACAGAUAGCGUCAAACCUUGUCCUUGACAAAUACUUCCCUUUUUAAUGCUGUCAUUGUCAUUACUGUGACAAAUGUGUUGUUACCUUGACCGCUGUGUUGAUCUUGCAGACUCAAGUGCCAUUUUCUUGUAGCUUAUUUCCUUUCCACCUGCUGACCUUUAGGAAAAACUGUGCUGGGAGAAGAAAAGAGUAAGAGAAAAGGAAAAUCUAUAACAGUGUUAGAAAAAAUGAAUGUGGAAGUUUUAAAAAUACAUUCUCAGGAUGGCCCAGUUCAGCUACUUGGAGAAGAUGAGAUUGCCCCUCUGCGAACCAGGUUACUUAUCUGCUUUAGUCGUAUUGAUUCAAACAGGAGAACAGACUGUGAAGGCAGCUAGGAUGUACGUGUGUGUGUGUCCGGUGCCCAGUCCCAAACCAUCCCCUUGUUUUUAUUCAUUAACUUAUUCUAUCCUGGAAACUUUAGUGACUGGCUACCACUGUCAGAAUAAAGGCAAAACGAGCAACUUCCAAAAGGCAAUUCCUUUCCCAGCAUAAUAGCAUUUUUGUUAAACGCUACUUACAAAAUAACUUUUAUUUCACUCCAAAUCAAUAAGGUUUUGAAUAAUUGGAUUUAGAAAUUUGUAGAAAGAACCAGUGAUGUUGAGCAAGGAUUGGAAAGAGUUUUACACUGUCAAAAGCAUGAGGUCCUUCCUGUCUCCAGGAUCAUGGGUUCUGAAAAGCAUCCCAAGGUACUUCAUGGUACCUUGGCUUUAAGGAAAACUGUAUGUAGAAUUUUAUAUACAAACAGAUGUUGACCUAGUUCCUGUCUGUGUCUCCAAGAUAGGUUACUAUGAAACAACCCUUCGAUUCGCUAGACUCUCACUGCCUCAUGUUGAACGUUAGGAAAGAUGCGCUCCAACAGCUACUAAACCAUUUCCAGUGCAGAUGAAAAUGCUGCCCCUCCUCUGGGUUUCACUAAUUACAUCAGCCAAAAAGGAAAAGCAGGAGGGAAUUUAGAGCAGUUCCUUUCUCUUGUUUGAUCCCUCCAGUUGUUUACACUUUAUGUUGAGACAUUGAUUUUAAAAUUUAUUGUCUAUGAUUUAUAGCUCUUAGGUAGAAUGAAGGAAAACGUUUAACUUAUACAGAAAGCAGUAUUGUUUGCAUUAAAUUAUUCCAUUUUGUAUAAAUCCUGUAGCUGGACUACAUGAAAGGUCUUAAGUUAUGGCAUUAUUAUCAUUGUUAUUUUAUUUUAUAAUAUUACCAUUCUCAUUUUCUGU